AUGCCUGAAAUCAAACCUUUCGUCGCUUCUUCCCCAAUUACCACUCCUCCUCAUGGUCAUUUCAUUUCUCCUCAAUCGAUAAGCCCACUUUCCAGUCAAUCCAACAAAUUCGAUACACACUCUCAAACCUCUAUCCCAGACAUGAAAUACUCCCAAGAUAACCUGAUCACACAUCGUAUCCCGACAUAUUCCCAUAACAACCCCUCUUUACCUCAUUCUCAUACCGACGCAUGUCUACCCUUGACAACAUGUCUUGAUCGUCUUCCUUCUUUAUCCAUCUCUUCUCUCCCUUCUCCUCCCACUCCGAAAGAUUUGGAUAAUUUGGAUAUACCAUUCUAUGACAAAUAUCAACCUCCUUUUUGUUCCGCCUUGGGAUUAGGAGUUAAUCCCUCUCAUGAAAAUGUCAGUCCUUCUUGGUCUACUGGUUUUUCCUCAGAAUGGGAUAAAGAUGAUUUGAAAGUCAAUUCUAUCGGACCUCCUGUUGAUAUUUGGGCAGUAGGAAGGGAAGUAUGGAAGAAGAUUGAACGUAAACCAUUUGAACAAAAUCCCAAUGUUCAGAAGAGUAUAACGGAUAAAUCAGAUUGGUCAUAUCAUAAAUACACCAGUUCGAGAAACCAUACAGAUCAAGGGAAAGGACAAGAAGGACGAAGAAUGAAGAACGGAGAGGGAAGAGGUAAAAAUGAAGAAAGUCGGAGACAGUAUGAAGUGGGACAAGGUGUAGAAUUGGAUCAAAUACUCUUACGUUCUUUCGCCGAAUCUUCAGACCCAACUUCUUACCUUCUCUCCAGAAUCGCUACAGCUAAAGAUCUUCGUGAUGGUAAAAUGUCUCCUCCUCAAAUGGGAGGAUUCUUCCCUCGUCCGGAUCCCAACGCAGAACCAGGGAAUACUACUGUUUUUCUAGGGAAUGUUUCUUCAACAAAAGUGAGGGAAGAACAUAUUUGGCCGGUAUUCUCGGUAUUUGGAGAGAUAGAAUAUGUCAAAAUACCCCCGAGGAUAGGUGUCGCAUUUGUCAAAUACCGUCAUAGGAACAGUGCCGUCCUGGCCGUGGAAAAAAUGCAAGAUUUCGAAUUAUUCGAUUGUCAUCUUCGUGUGGGAUGGGGAAAGACGGAUGAUAAACCGAGUGUUAGCAAACCUACAAAAGUCAUGGAUAUCAAAAGAGGUAUGGCGAAUUUAUUAGGGGUGAGCGAUGUGAAAGCUGGUAGACUCAUGUUGGCCAUGACUGUUUUGUCUCGGUCGGAGUAUGAUGAUAUGUUGGAUAGAUUAGUUGACGUGGGUUCUGGCAGUAUGUUGAAUGGUAUAGAAGGGAUGGAAAUGGGUCGAUGGAUCGAUGGGUGA
Molecule: messenger RNA, 1335 nt
Organism: Tremella mesenterica DSM 1558
Lineage: Eukaryota; Fungi; Basidiomycota; Tremellomycetes; Tremellales; Tremellaceae
Exons: 4
Coding region: 1-1335 (444 amino acids)
Molecular function (GO): RNA binding
Source: RefSeq, a predicted model, not a curated record